GUGAAGCAAAGAUGAAGCUUAUGGGGAGCCGGAGGAGUGGAGGAGGCCUGAGCAGGAGCCUCAAGGAGCACAGGGCCAGGCUCUACAUCAUCCAGCGCUGCGUCGUCAUGCUCCUGCGCUGGCACGACUGACUCCCUCGCUCCAUGGAUGGAUGGACGGAUGGCUCCGUCCUUCCAUUCCAUGGAUGGUGUUUGAAGCAAGCAAGGAUAUACUUUUUGAUUUUGGGUCUGUAGGAAGGAAGGUGUACGCACUCGCAGUUAGUACUUGUACAUAAGAGGUCAGUUGAUUAUAGAAGUAGAAGUAGCAGCUAAGCAAUAGGAUCGAUCUAGUGUUGGUUGAUUCACCACCUCCUCUGUCCUCGACCCCCUUCAGCAAGUGUGUCCCAUUGUACAAUUACAUCAGUGCCAAAUACUGGAAUGCAAUAUAGGCUGAAAGAGAAGGAAUAAUCAGUGGAUC
Aegilops tauschii subsp. strangulata is the source of this 456-nucleotide messenger RNA. The record is from RefSeq and is a predicted model, not a curated record. Lineage: Eukaryota; Viridiplantae; Streptophyta; Magnoliopsida; Poales; Poaceae.